Rotaria sp. Silwood2 is the source of this 294-nucleotide messenger RNA. The record is from the annotation of a GenBank genome assembly. Lineage: Eukaryota; Metazoa; Rotifera; Eurotatoria; Philodinida; Philodinidae.
AUGAUGAAAGCAGUUAUAUGGUCACUUGGUAUAACAUCAAUUGUAUUAGCAAAAGGUGAAACACCUAAGUCGGAUUUACAUCCAAUGCGUGUUUUAUUACAAAUUCAAAAAAAUUCUCCACCACAACUAUCUGUAAAAGAUUAUUCCGAUUCAUUUCGAGAUUUUGUUGCAGCUUGCUUACAAAAAAAUCCUGAACAGAGACCAACAGCUACACAAUUACGUCGAUUCAAAUUUGUUUCAACAACAAAACCAACAAAAUAUUUAAUUGAAUUAAUAAUUCGUUAUCAAAAUUGA